Aphidius gifuensis is the source of this 2343-nucleotide messenger RNA. It is a transcript of the gene beta-PheRS, whose product is annotated as phenylalanine--tRNA ligase beta subunit. Gene Ontology annotation, molecular function: magnesium ion binding; RNA binding; phenylalanine-tRNA ligase activity. NCBI's taxonomy places the organism in Eukaryota, Metazoa, Arthropoda, Insecta, Hymenoptera, Braconidae. Gene Ontology annotation, biological process: phenylalanyl-tRNA aminoacylation. The transcript has 7 exons. The record is from RefSeq and is a predicted model, not a curated record. Gene Ontology annotation, cellular component: phenylalanine-tRNA ligase complex; cytoplasm. Bases 145 to 1923 code for a protein of 592 amino acids.
CGGAAAAGUCAUCAACUAUAAUCAUCAGUAACCUGUAACACACACAUAUAGGUAUAUAUCACACUAAUACACGUGUACUUCUGAUACGUUUGAUAGUUCAUCCAGAUUUUUCAACUUGUAAAUAAGGUAAUUGUUGCUGAAACAAUGCCAACUGUUGGCGUCAAACGUGACUUGCUUUUCAAAGCACUUGGAAAAGUAUAUUCUGAUGAUGAAUUUCAAAAUUUAUGUUUUGCUUUUGGACUGGAGCUUGAUGACAUUACAAAUGAAAAAGAGAUGAUCAGUAAAGAACAGGGUGUUGAGGAAAGUACUGGAGCAUCUAAUGAAAUCAUUUAUAAAAUUGAUAUACCAGCCAAUAGAUAUGACUUGUUGUGUCUUGAGGGUAUUGUAAAUGGGUUACAAAUAUUCUUGGAAAAAAUACCAGCACCUAGGUACAAAGCUAUUGUACCAAAAUCUCCAAGUAAAAUGGAAAAAAUAAUUGUGACAAAUACUCCAAAAAAUAUACGUCCAUUUGUUGUUGGUGCAGUAUUACGUGGUGUUGAAUUAACACAAGAAUCUUACACAAGUUUUAUUGAUCUUCAAGACAAGUUACAUCAAAAUAUUUGUAGAAAAAGAAGUCUUGUGUCUGUUGGUACUCAUGAUUUGGAUACAAUUAAAGGACCAUUUACUUAUGAUGCUAAACCACCAAAUGAUAUUAAAUUUGUUCCUUUAAAUCAAGACAAAGAAUUUACUGGUUUAGGUGUUAUGGAACUUUAUUCAAAUCAUGCACAAUUAAAACAGUAUCUUCCAAUAAUUCGUGAUAGUCCAAUUUAUCCAGUUGUUUAUGAUAGUAAUGGAACUAUUUUAUCACUUCCACCAAUAAUAAAUUCUGAUCAUUCAAAAAUAACAUUGAAUACAAAAAAUAUAUUUAUUGAAGCAACAGCAACUGAUUUAACAAAAGCUAAAGUUGUUUUAGAUACAAUUGUAUGUGCUUUCAGUCAAUAUUGUAAAGAAAAAUAUACUGUUGAAGCUGUUGAAGUUAUUUAUGAAGAAACAAAAGAAACAUUUCAAUAUCCAGAACUAAAAUAUCGUAUUAAUGAAAUAGAUAGUAAUGAUGCUGUUAAUUAUAUUGGAAUAAAAUGUACAUCAGAUAAAGUUGCAGAAUUAUUAUCAAAAAUGUGCCUUCAAACAAAAGUACUUGAAAAUAAUAAAUUACAAGUUGAAAUACCACCAACUCGUCAUGAUGUUAUUCAUGCAUGUGAUAUUUAUGAGGAUAUUGCAAUUGCAUGGGGUUAUAAUAAUAUUGAAAAAACAAUUCCAAAAACAUCAACUGUUGGAAAAGAAUUUCCAUUAAAUAAAUUAACAGAUCAUCUUCGUAAUGAACUUGCACAAUCUGGUUUUACUGAAGCAUUAACAUUUUCAUUGUGUUCAAAAGAAGAUAUAUCAGAAAAACUUGGCUGGUCAUUUGAUUCUAUACCAGCAGUAACAAUAUCAAAUCCAAAAACAUUAGAAUUUCAAGUUGCAAGAACUUGUUUAUUAUCUGGUUUAUUAAAAACACUUGGUGCUAAUAAAAAAAUGCCAUUACCAUUAAAAUUAUUUGAAGUAUCAGAUGUUGUUAUUAAAGAUGAAAAUACUGAAUGUGGUGCUAAAAAUGAAAGAAGACUUUGUGCAGUUUAUUCAAAUAAAUCAGCUGGUUUUGAAAUAAUACAUGGUUUACUUGAUCGUGUUAUGCAACUUCUUGAAAUACCUUGGAGUUUAGAUAAAAAAAAUGGAUAUUAUCUUUUGGCUGAAGAUGAUCCAACAUAUUUUCCUCAACGUUGUGCUAAAAUUAUGUUAAAUGGAAAUGUUAUUGGAAAAAUGGGAGUUUUACAUCCAGAUGUCAUUCAUAAAUUUGAUCUUCAUUUACCAUGUUCAGCAUUGGAAAUAACAAUCGAGCCAUUUUUGUAAAAUUCAUUACACAAUAAAUUAAUUAUGCGUGUAAAAGAAAAUAAAAAAAAAUAAUUACCAAUCAUUAUCAGAAUAAAUAUUUUUAAAAUUUGCCGCUAUUUUAUAAAGUUAGCCAUUUUGUUUUUAGUGCUCUCUAUAGUUAAUUUUUAAAAUUAUCCAUGAUAGUGUGUUUUCUCUCUCUGUUUAGAUAAUAACCAACCCACUUUAGCCAAAUGCACCGAAUGGCCGAGAAGGGUAUCCGGGUGAGUCUUUCGGGUUGAAAAAUAGGAACUUGGCUCGUCGGCCAUAGUAUGUACAGAGAGUCAUGGCGGGUGUGUAUAGCAGCUUACGUGAAUGACGACCGAUUGUGAAUAAACCAAGGAAUAAUAACCCCCACCUCCCUAAAAAAGAAAAAAAAAAAAUAUUAUUAUAAAUCAGUUU